CUUUACAUUCAUCAGAGUCUAUGGUUAAAAUGCAACAGAGAGCAGAGAAGAAACAGAUGAAAACAAGAUGAUAGCAGUUGCAAAUACACGAAACUAUUUGAGGCAUCAGUUCAAGCUUCAUUCACCUAAACGCUUCGAAGCAUUACUCACAUCCAUAGCUCGGUGCAUCAUGCAGUGCUUCUUACUUGUCUUCUUCCACCAGCUCCGAGAUGGACAGUAGGGAAAGCAACAGUAAAGGAAGACCAACCUCAAAAGCUUGAGCCUAUCUUUAGCAUGUCAAUCAUCAAAGUGCCAUUUUUAUACUCUUUAAUGUCACCUUAGCAGGAUCUAACCGGACAAGGUAGAAUCUUAUCUUUGAUCAACCUGCAGAUCUACAACAAUCUAACAGACAACUCAAAACAAACAUUAAAAUAGGACACCUAUGCAUCAUCGAUGUUCAGUGACCAAAACUAUAUGAUGGUCAAGAUCAAUCCAGUAUCCUUUCUUAUCAUAGUUCAACAAGUACCAUUUUAGAGUUCAAUGUCCUCAGAUGCAGCAACACAUGAUGUUUCAAAGAAGGAACAACAACCAUCUCAAACUCUGGGUCGUAAGAAUUCGUCUCCCAAAGUACUGGCAACAAGAAAACAGCAUCAACAGCAAGAACCUUUUCUCCUCCUUUCUCCCUCGUGCUCUUGGCAAGAGCUUCAUCAGAGUAUGUAACAGCUAGCCUUGGAUCUACCACCGGAUCCUUAAUUUGUCAGACAACUUGGAGACACAUACUGAGCCACCCAUGCGGAUGAAGAUUUAUAUUAGACUUCAGUUGUAAUCAUGUGUAAUAAAGAAAAGAGACCUGUCGGCAGAAAUCCUACAUCUCUUUCAUCACAAACCAAGACUCACAUUGCCAUCACAUGGACCACGGUUUGCCAUGGUUCUUGCUGUCUCCCUUUCUGCUCUGUAUUUGUUGUGAUCUAUAUAUAAGGAAGUAGAGCAGAAGGACCAGAACCAAGUCCCUCACCCUCCUCUUCCGAUCCUUCAUAGAAUUCGAGAAGUGGUUAGCAGAGAAGAAGGCAACAAUGGCCAGUUCUACCACAACAGAGAAGACCUUCCAUGUUCGUUCAGUGAGUUUGCCUUCCCGAACUCAUCCAACUACGUUCAGGGUCGAAGAAGAGCUGCACAAACUGAAGCCUUUUGUAGAAUCAUCACUUGCAUCUAUGCCCUCCAUCACAAACGAGGUGAUCUGCAAUGGAUUGAAAGAUCUUGCUGCUCUGUAUGAUGGCAUCGAAGAUCUUCUUCACCAACCAAACAUCCAGCAAGGCCUACGCCGCUCCAACCAAACAAAAGCUUUGGAGGAGGAUGUGGAUGGAUCAAUGAGGUUGUUGGACCUCUGUGGCACCAUGAAGGAUGCAGUCGUUACAUCAAAAGAGCAUGCGCAAGAUCUUCAGCUUGCGCUUCGAAGAAGAGGUGACAGUUCUACCGGAGAAAAAGUGCACGCCUACAUUUGCUCAAGAAAGGAGACACAGAAGACCAUCAAGAAGUGCUAUAAAGAUUUGAAGCAGAUGGAUGCCAAAUGUCAGUGUGUCUCUCUUACCUCUGAAGAUUCAGAUCUCCCAGUGAUCUCAAGGCUACUGAAUGAAGCAAGAAUGAUCACCAGAUCUCUCCUUUGCUCAAUCUUGCAAUCAUUGGUAAUGCCAAAAACCAAAGCAACCUGGUGGCCUUUUGCCUCCAAGGCUAUGCGAGUGGCAUCCAAGAAGGGCUUACUUGGAAUAUGGCAUGCAGAUGCCUCCUCCCUAUGUGCAGCUCUUCAAGAUGCUGAUGCUGAGAAGACAAUGAUGGGCCAAAAUCAGUUGAAGGCACUUGAGAUCAGUCUUGGAGAUCUUGAGAAUGGUUUGGAACACUUGUUUCGGAGACUGAUCCAGAACAGGGUGUCACUCCUUAACAUUCUCAGCCUCUAGAUGUUCAUCAAACGCUCUGUGCCUGACCCCCAUCAUUGGCAUCCGCAUUUUAAAGGAUAAGCUGAUGAAUUCCAAUUUUGCAUGCACCAGAGAUGUAAAAUUGUAUAGAAUAGAUGUUUCAUGAAAUGGAAGUCAUUCAUCAAGGUGCUCA
Molecule: messenger RNA, 2082 nt
Organism: Musa acuminata subsp. malaccensis (wild Malaysian banana)
Lineage: Eukaryota; Viridiplantae; Streptophyta; Magnoliopsida; Zingiberales; Musaceae
Biological process (GO): shoot system development; root development
Source: RefSeq, a predicted model, not a curated record